Molecule: messenger RNA, 995 nt
Organism: Schistocerca americana (American grasshopper)
Lineage: Eukaryota; Metazoa; Arthropoda; Insecta; Orthoptera; Acrididae
Product: brachyurin-like
Exons: 7
Coding region: 45-902 (285 amino acids)
Biological process (GO): proteolysis
Molecular function (GO): serine-type endopeptidase activity
Source: RefSeq, a predicted model, not a curated record
GGAGCGGAGUGUCCGAUUUCGACAGCUGCCGCCAGAAGACCACAAUGAACGUGUUGGCUGUAUUGCUGUUUGUCGCAGCGGUUGCGGUUAAGGCGCUGCCCCAGAAUGCGACGCCAUUGCUCAGUGUUACACCUAUGGUGAAGACAUUGCCACUAGUGCCUGGACACCCGGAGCCUGAGGACGCUGGUGGUCGCAUCGUGGGCGGCAGUGCGGCCUAUCAGGGCCAGUUCCCGCACCAGGCCGCCGUCUCCAUGGACAGCUCCUACCUGUGCGGCGGCUCGCUCAUCUCCACCUCUGCUGUCCUCACCGCGGCGCACUGCGUCUCUGGGUUCAGCACGUGGGCGGUGAGCUUGGGAGGCAUCCGCCGCAGCGGCAGCGAGUCUGGCCGCGUGACCAUCAACACCAGGUCGACGACGGUGCACUCCGGCUACAACGUCAACACGCUCAACAACGACAUCGCCGUCAUCUUCCUGGGCACCAACGUGCAGCUCAGCAGUUACAUCGCUCUGGUGAACCUGCCUUCUCGCUCACAGGCGGGCAACAGCUACGAGGGCCAGUCUGCUACUGUCAGCGGUUGGGGUCUGACUGCCGAUAACGGCAACACGGCCAGCACGCUGCAGUACACGACGCUGAGCGUCAUCUCCAACUCGCUCUGCCAGCAGUACUACGGAGGCGUCAUCGUCUCCUCAACACUCUGCGCCACCGGCUCCAACCGACAGAGCACCUGCAACGGUGACAGCGGCGGCCCCAUGGUGAUCGGCUCGACGGGCAGCUUCACCCUGAUCGGCGUCGUCAGCUUCGUGUCGGACGCUGGUUGCUCGAGCGGCGACCCGUCCGGCUACGCCAGGGUCACCUCCUUCCUCGACUGGAUCUCCAGCACCGCCGGCGUCAGCAUCUCGUAAGGGCUCCACUCUAGUGACCGGCUGUUCCAGCUUCCUCAGGAACAGAAGCUGUAAAUAACACAGUGUUCCAAAUAAAUAAUUCAGUAAAUGUAA